Messenger RNA from Pungitius pungitius (ninespine stickleback), 2387 nucleotides. RefSeq names its product serine protease 53-like. Gene Ontology annotation, biological process: proteolysis. The transcript has 10 exons. The coding region runs from base 222 to 1781 and encodes 519 amino acids. The record is from RefSeq and is a predicted model, not a curated record. Lineage: Eukaryota; Metazoa; Chordata; Actinopteri; Perciformes; Gasterosteidae. Gene Ontology annotation, molecular function: serine-type endopeptidase activity.
GUUGACACAUUGCGUUGACCCCAUUGCGUGCUAAUCAUGAAGUGAAUCAUGCUGUUGAGGCAUCGUGAGAUUUCCCUCAAGAUAAUGCAAAGGAAACUUUGCAGGCGUGCAGACAAACGUUGAUCAAAGCGUGCGGUUACGCGGCCUGAAGAGUCUGUGUAUAAGAGGGUCGACUCGACGGCCCCCCAGGAGGAGGAGAGGUCACUUGUCUCGCUGGCAUCAUGCUCGCUCUGCACAAACUCCUGCUCCUUCACCUCCUGGCGUCUCUCGGACUCAUCGCCGAUGGGAGCAAAAUCAUCGACGGGGAGAUCGCCCCGGAGAACUCCAUGCCGUACAUGGUGUCGGUGCAGACCUGGUUAGGUCACAACUGUGGAGGGGUCCUGGUCCACGACGACUUCGUGCUCACUGCUGCGCACUGCGAAGAGCCACAGUUUCCCCUUAAAUGGGUUGUUGUUGGCACCAACAAUCUCAAGGAAAAUAAGGGACAAGUAAUUCAAAUUAAAAAGAAAUACAUGCACCCAUCCUAUGAAAAUGUUGAAUCGGGAAAUGACAUCAUGCUGCUCAAGCUGUCCUCCAAGGUGGACCUGGGCAACGAGGCGCAAACGAUUCCUCUCGCCACCGCGGAGGCAAACGUUGGACAGAGCUGCCGGGUGGCCGGGUGGGGACGCACGGAGAGCAAGAUGACCAGCGAAGACCUGAGGGUGGUGAACAUCUCCAUCAUCGACCCGGAAGCCUGUCGGCGGGUUUGGCCGAUUCCUCUUCCCAGUGACGUCAUCUGCGCAGGCGGUUAUGAAACCACCAAAGGAUUCUGUCAGGGAGAUUCUGGUGGCCCCCUGGUGUGCGGCGGCAAGGUCGUCGGUUUGGUGUCUUUCAACCACGAGAAAAUCUGCAAAUACCCGGAUCAACCCAACGUCUACACCGACGUGUUCAAGUACCUCGCCUGGAUCAAAGUGACCAUCAAACAUGAAACGCCGCGGGAUACGCAAGACGUUCUCUUCUCUGAAAAAUUACAGAAGGUGUGGAUUCGACCAGACACCAUGACAACCAUCGUGCUGCUGCUGCUGCUGCUCCUCGUCCUGAACGGGGCUGACGGCUCGCGCAUCGUCGGAGGCCGAGAUGCCGCCCCGGCGUCUCGCCCCUACAUGGCCUCGCUGCAGAUCCGAGGGCAGCACAACUGUGGGGGGGCCCUGGUGAGGGAGGACUUCGUGCUCACUGCAGCACAUUGCCAGAUACGCGGACAGUACACCGUUGUACUCGGAGGCGAUUCCCUGACCGCCGAUGAGGCUACGAAGCAGGAGUUCCGUGCAGUCAGGUCCUUUCCACAUCCCGGCUACAACGACAACGAGAACGAGAACGACAUCAUGCUCCUAAAGCUCAACGCCAGGGCCAGCCUGACCCAAGCGGUGCAGCUGAUCGGCCUGAAAAGCGGCAGGAUGAAGGCACCGGGCCAGUGCCUCACAGCCGGCUGGGGGGACAUAGCGGACAACGGCACCUUGGCGACGAGGCUGCAGGAAGUCAACGUGACCAUCCUGGCACAGAGGAGGUGCCAGAGGAGAUGGAGAGGCGUUCCCAUCGCCAGGACGAUGGUUUGUGGCAUCGGGGACGGCGGCAUUCAAGGCUUCUGCUCGGGGGAUUCGGGCGGACCGUUGGUGUGUGAAGGAGAAGCAGCGGGCGUCGUCUCCUUCUCUGGACGCCAAUGCGGAAACCCCAGGACCCCCGAUGUCUACACGCGCAUAUCGUCCUUCAGGGAAUGGAUCGCGGACGUGCUAAGAGAUAACUAAGCAGAUUAGAUUGAGCGGUUGAUUGGAAAUAUGGGGCUUUAUGUCUGUUUAACAAAUGCAGUUUUGUGGUGGAGGAAUCAAGGUGAUGGAUUGUGCUUUACUUUUCUUUUAAUGUAACACACAAACAUGGCAAUGAAAAAGCAAGGUGAAUUGGAAAGAUGGGAGAUGAAGUGACACCCCUAUGAAACCGUAUAUCUGCAUCUUUGGAGAAAAUUGUAUUUUAUGGACCAACUUCUGUUCAUGUUUGCAUUUUGAAGUUUUGCUUUACUUAUGUCACGGCUUUGUUGUGUGGUCCAGCCCAUGAGGCAGAUGAAUGAAUAAAAGCUUGAUGCGUGUGUGCAAAGAAAUGAAGUAACUUUCACUUUGUUACGUGAACAAAUGAAUUAAUCUAUGUAGAGUAAAUUAAAAAACUACUUUGGCUGCCAGCUGCGGGUUUGGGGGAUAGCGGUGCAUUCAAGUAAUACAGAGAAGGCCGUAUUUCAGGAAACUAAAAUCCAUCUAAAUGUAUUACCUUUACAGUGAUAUAUUUUCCAAGAUCAUCACCCAGUGCUGCCUUCUGCUGCCCUCAUUUCAAACUGCACUUGCAGGUUUAAUUUAAUUCAAGAA